AUGUUCGGUCUGGAUGGUCGUUCGGUCAAGCAAGGCGCCGCCAUAUUCACUGCAGCGGCCGGUGUAUGCUACUACUCAUUAAUCAACUCCGGCGUCCGGCUUGCCAAUCCUGCUGCAAUCAGGGGAGUCAAGUCUGACUCUGGACUGCUGCUCUGGGUGCCACACAACCUUCCAUUGCCAAUCCCACGAACGCUAAGGCUUGCCCUCCAGGUGCUGGGGCUUCUCCCAUUGUCUUUUGCUGGCUGCCCGUUCUACCUUGCUGUGUGUGUGGUGUUUGUGUGUUCCAAUCUCAGCGCCCUUCAAGGACCCCCAUCCACUCCCGAGUCCACUCCCCACCCACACCGCAUCCACACCCACGCCUCCGCCACCCCUGCACGUCGCCCUGCCCUUAGGUCGGUCAGGUACCGCAGGAAAGUACCCGGCUGCCCGUUAAAGAAGCGUUGCUCCUCCGACUCAACUUACUCCGGCUCUGCUCAGACAACCAACUCGCCUCAACCUUUUCGACUCUUCAAUCUCUCCGACGACUCCGUCCUUUUAAUAGACCUGCUUUUAUUCGAGGGUUUAUUUCGACAAGGUUCCUCUAGAUGA
Messenger RNA from Colletotrichum aenigma, 588 nucleotides. RefSeq lists its product as uncharacterized. The record is from RefSeq and is a predicted model, not a curated record. The coding region runs from base 1 to 588 and encodes 195 amino acids. NCBI's taxonomy places the organism in Eukaryota, Fungi, Ascomycota, Sordariomycetes, Glomerellales, Glomerellaceae. The transcript has 2 exons.